ACAUAUUAAAAAAAAAAAAAUCAGUACUUCUCUUUCUCCGCGUUCCAUUUCUCUUCCCCAGCGUGCGCAUCGGGGGUGCAAUCGAACAUCACUGCACAACCGAAUCAACCAGCAGCAACAUCUACUCCUGCCGCUUCCUUCUUUGAAUAAGGUUUCGUUGUACAAGAGAACAAGUCACCAUAUAACCUAUUGCAGAUUGGCGCGAAUCAUAGAGGAAACAUAAGAAGAUAGAGAUGUUUUCAUUAUUUUAUGGAUUGUAUAAAUACAUGUUUAGCAAGACAGAGUUUCAUGUCCUUAUUCUUGGGAUUGACAAGGCUGGGAAAACGACACUGUUAGAGAAAUUAAAGACACAAUACUCAAACUUGGAAGGCCUUCCACCAGAUCGUAUUGUUCCAACUGUGGGGCUCAAUAUUGGUCGCGUUGAAGUAUCAAAUACAAAGCUUGUAUUUUGGGAUUUAGGAGGUCAGCCUGGUCUUCGCUCAAUCUGGGAGAAGUAUUAUGAAGAGGCACAUGCUGUGAUAUUUGUUGUUGAUGCUGCUUGUCCAUCACGCUUUGAGGAUUCCAAAUCUGCACUUGAAAAGGUUCUCCGGCAUGAGGAUCUGCAAGGAGCACCACUUCUGAUAUUAGCAAACAAGCAGGACCUUGCAGAUGCUGUGUCAGCGGAAGAACUUGCCCGGUAUCUUGAUCUCAAGAAACUCGAUGAGAGAGCUUACACAUUUUUAGCUGUUUCAGGCUAUGAUGGGUUAGGAAUUAAGGAAAGUGUGAAUUGGCUCGUAGAUGUAAUGGAGAGGAGUAAGAGAACUGAAAUGUUGCAAAUUCGAGCAGGGGCAAACUUUAGCUCUACUUAGAAGGAAUUUCCAUUGCAAUAAUUUUUACCAUACCAUUCCUGUAACUUCUGUAAGUAAAUCAGGCUCAAGUUUUAAUCCCAUAGUACGUGAUAUUGAAAUUUCCUUAGUGAUACGUGUAAAAUGUGCUGUUAACAUUCGCAACUGCAAGCAUCUGCGAAGUUUACCUUCAAAUUACACUUCCUCAUUAGAAAGACGAAAAACAGUUCUUUGAUUUUCAUCGCAGGUGACUUGUAUUUUAUUGCUGGUUUCGUUCUGAAUGGAAACCCAAAUUGUGCACUGCAUUCA
Molecule: messenger RNA, 1133 nt
Organism: Nicotiana tabacum (common tobacco)
Lineage: Eukaryota; Viridiplantae; Streptophyta; Magnoliopsida; Solanales; Solanaceae
Biological process (GO): Golgi to plasma membrane protein transport; protein localization to Golgi apparatus; intracellular protein transport
Cellular component (GO): Golgi apparatus
Molecular function (GO): GTP binding; GTPase activity
Source: RefSeq, a predicted model, not a curated record